Molecule: messenger RNA, 1915 nt
Organism: Maniola jurtina (meadow brown)
Lineage: Eukaryota; Metazoa; Arthropoda; Insecta; Lepidoptera; Nymphalidae
Product: protein brown-like
Exons: 12
Coding region: 131-1915 (594 amino acids)
Cellular component (GO): plasma membrane
Molecular function (GO): ATP binding; ABC-type transporter activity; ATP hydrolysis activity
Source: RefSeq, a predicted model, not a curated record
CACAAUUAGGUAUUUUGUAAUCAUCAGAGUAGUUUGUCAAAUGGUAUAAUUAAAUAUUUGCGUUAUUUAUUUUAGUGGUGCACUAAAUAAGGUCAUAUUUAUUAGCUGUGUAGUGCUUGUGCUUGGGAAAAUGGAUUUGAGUGAGUCACUCAAAGCACUAAACAGGAACCACGUAGCAAUAAAAGUAGAGCAUCUAAAAGUCUGGACCAAAGAGGAGAAAUCUUGGUGGAGACGUAAACCUACGAAGCAUGAGGUGAUCAUUUUGAAUAAUGUUUCGGUAUCUCUUAAAACUGGUGAUUUUGUGGCUGUUAUUGGACCAAGUGGCGCAGGUAAAACCACUUUCCUCGUGUCACUGGCGGGAAAGUGCACUCUCCCGAGCACUGGGACAGUGACAGUGAACGGCACAGAUGUGAGGAAAGUGCAGCGCGGCCUGAUCGAGAUUGUGCCACAGUUUGAUAUCUUUAUGGACAGUAUCAGUGUGUGGGAACAUUUAGUGUUUAUGACAGAAAUGAAACUGGGAAGCAUAAAGAAAUCUUCACACCGGCAGUCUUUAAAACAGUUGUUAACUGAACUCAAACUCAUUAUGCUACAGCAUUCACCCAUCAGUUCCUUGUCUGGAGGGGAACGCAGGCUGUUGUCUUUGGCUACUUCGCUCCUCUCCAGCCCACAGAUCCUCAUUUGCGACGAGCCGACCACAGGCCUGGACAGUUACAACGCAGCUCUCGUCAUAGGCGUGCUAAAGCAGCUGGCAUGUAGCGGCAAAACCGUCAUCUGCUCCGUGCACCAACCUUCAUCAGACCUGUUCAAGGAGUUCACCUCUAUUGCCUUGAUGUCUGACGGGAGAUUAGUGUUCCAUGGAACGCAGGAAGACUGCAAGAAAUUAUUUAAGAAGAGAUUCAACCUGCGAUGCCCCAAAAACUAUAAUCCGGCCGAGUUCUACAUCAAGGCCGUCUCCGAGUCAAGUAACGAUUAUGAAAAGGUUUUGGAAAAUAACUGUGACCAGUCGGACGAGGGCGACGAAAGCGGGUCUGUGGCGACGCGCGCGCAUCUAUCAUACACGCACCAAAGGUUUUGGUUGCGACAAGUGCAUCUCUUACUAUGGCGAUCCGCACUUACAUUCAGAAGAGACAUCAAAAAUUAUCUUUUUCAAUUAUUUCUGUGCACAAUCAUAUCAGCAGUUAUAAUAGGAACAUGCUACGUAGGUAUAUCAGGCACUACCCAGCGAGGAGUGCAGGAUCUGCGCGGCUUCCUCUGGCUCAUGUGUUCAGAAGUGUCCUUCAGCGUGUCCUACAAUGCUCUAUACGCGUUCGACAGUGAUCUGAUACUGUUCAGACGAGAGGUGGGAGUGUAUAGCGCAUCCGCCUUCUACGUCAGCAGAUUUUUGAGCUUAAUGCCGCGUGGUGUGGCAUGGUCUCUCACGUACGUAGCAAUUGCAACGCUCAUGGUUGAUCUGCCGGAUCAUUUCUUCACAUCACUGCAGAUUGCUGCUGCCCUGGUCGCCACGUCUGUUGCGUCUACUGCUUAUGGUCUCGGCAUGGGCGCCAUCUUCAUCUCUACGGGCAUAAUGGGCGACGUGAUGCCCUGCGCUGACUUGCCCCUAUUCCUGAUGUCUGGAGCAUUCCUCAGGAUAUCUUCACUGCCCGUCUGGCUGUACCCCUUGAAAUACUUCUCACAUUUCUACUACGGCAUGGACGCGAUUAGUAACAUCUAUUGGAGACAGAUUGAUCACAUCGAUUGUCCUUACAAUACAACUUCAACUUGUCUAAGCAACGGUGCUGCGGUGCUGAUGGAGAAUGGGUACUCGGAUAACUUCAUACUUGAAGACAGCUUAGGAAUUUUAUUUGUUACUCUUGUGUGGAGUGUGCUAGGCUUCUGUGGAUUGAAACGAGAGGAAAAUAAAGGCUUUGCUUAUUAG